Molecule: messenger RNA, 5353 nt
Organism: Symbiodinium necroappetens
Lineage: Eukaryota; Dinophyceae; Suessiales; Symbiodiniaceae
Source: the annotation of a GenBank genome assembly
GAGUGAACGAGAUUCGGCCUGCCGAGAGAUUGGUCUUUGGCUGCUGCGUUCGCUGUCCGGCGAGCACCGAGGCAGCUCUGGACGGGACCGCCUUCCCCAGGGAUCAAGAUUCUGGCUGGUGCUUAGGGACUACGAAGGGAACACGCUGCAGCCGCCGCGAGUUUACACCUCGUACCCGCCAGUCAAGGCCCUCACCAAACUUGGCUCGAGCUUGGGUUCUUCUGUGCUUGUGGGCCUUCCUACUAGGGCCGAUCUGGACGUGGUCGUUGGAGAGGAGGAAGAACCGGUGGGCGCGGUCCCCGAGGAGCAGGAGGAGACGGGCGGCCUGCGCGAUUAUCUGCUGGUGGGAGAGGAGGGCCCAGACUACGAUUACGUGGUGGGCGUCCUCACUUUUCCGAGUGGCCCGGAUGGAAGGGUUGCAACUUGCGAGGUGAUCGCCUUGACCGAGCUUGGGAUCAAGUGCCUGGUAGCUGUGCCCUCGGCGGUCUGGCACAAGAGGCCGCCAAAGAGAGUGUUGCCGAGGACUGCCCUGCUCAAGACCGCUGCUCUGGAGGUGGCGGCCUGUGGACCGGACGAUCGGAGGGCACCUGUGGCGGCCGAGAAGCUUCGACUAUGGGUUGGGCUCCUGGAUCCGAAGCUCGAAGGCUCUGUCGACUACUUGGCUUCGGGUGCCGACUACCCUUUUGGAGUGGACGCUCAUGGGCUGCCUCUCCUUCCGCAUGCCCAAGCUCUACAGCAGGCUGUGAACGAACAGUUCGCUUUCCAGUCGGCCGAGUCUGGGGUGCCCGAGGCGGAGCCGAUGGCCGUGUUUGGAGAUCGCCUUGCAACCCUAGAGGAUGCGAUGUCGAAGAUAGCCUCGGGCUUCAAAGUGAUGAUGGAGCGGCAGGCGGCUGCCACUCCCCCGGCAGGACCGCAACAACAGGCUGCACCUUUCGUGGCCGCGCGAGCAAAGGUGAAGCAAGCCGUACCUGCGGGCCACGGUGGCAUGGGCUUGUCCGAGUCAGAAGACGAUGGCGAGGAGCCGGCAGCAGAGCCGAACCGCGAGGGGGAAGCCGCCGCGACGGACCCGCUGAGUGCAGUGUUGCAGAGGUUGACCCAGGUGGUGGAGACCCUCGCCAAGGACAAGAAGCCCGCGUCGGGACAGUCGAAGCUCGAUGCCCUCCUCGACGGGGCGAGCGCCAGCAGCGCCGCAGCAUCGGCCGAGGGCGGAGGCAUACCACGACGCAAUGCAGCAGCUCGCCGAGCCCUUCGCCAGGCCCUUGUCGACAACCCGCAGCUGAUCUCCAAGACCAUUGCUUCGCACAUGGCAGAAGAUCUCCUAGGAGUGUCCCAACCGGGGGUGCCGCCCUUGACUUCAGCCCGCAGCUGGGUCGAACACCGGAGCAGGAUAGGCCCUUACCACACCCUGGCGAAGACUGCCUGGGCAACAGCGGGGGCAUUAGAUGCCAUCCGCAACGGCAGGGUGGAGGAGACGGAGGCGCGCCUAAGCAUCCUCCUCUUGAUGCUGGACCAGGUUGGGGUGGACAAAGGCGGGUGGUCUCUGGCCUCGGAACUUUCACUGGAGGCCCCUGUGCCGAUGCACAGCUUCAGGCUUCACGAGGUGAAGGACCACGAGCAGGUCCAUUCGCGACUGCUGGACAGCAGGUGGGCCGAGUUAGCUCUGGGGCAUCUGAGGGAUCAGAUGGACUUUGUCGAAAAACGAGAGAAGCUUUCGAGGCAACGAGGGGGCGGCGGAGGGGGACCGGAGCCGGAGGAGGAAGGGGACAGCGGAAACCGCCCGUCUGCGGUUAAAGCCGAGGACCAGCACAACACUCUUGCGGCCCUGAGCAGGGCGAUGGGCGGUUUUGAGGGUGACAUUGGUUAUUUCCGGAAGAUUCGACACGAGCUCCGCAGCGAUGAGAGCAACCAUGACGGCUCCAACGGCUUCAAAACCGAGUCCAACGGCAAGGCCGCGCCGUUGGACUCGGUUACGAUGAGCCCGUGCAGGAAAGCUUCGAGGCGGCCCGACUUUGGCCGAGUGCAAGGGAAGAUCAAGCUGGAGGAAGCUUGCAGCGCUAAGCCCAUCCAGGCUGCCCGCAUCAAGUUCCCUCCCCCGCCAUCCUUUUGCCCAAAGGGUUUCUUGGAUCGUGCCACACAGGAGCUCUUUGACAGGCCAUUGGAUUUCGAGCGGCCUCCGGACCCAGCCAAGACCAUACCUGUGGUGAAGGUUCGCGCAAAUCGUGCUGAAAAGGUGCAGCUUUACCGCGCGCUUGCUGCUAGCGGACGCCUGAAACCGGUUCGUGUUGAGGCCUCGCGCCUGCCCUUCGCUGGAGGCAUGUUUUCGGUUCCGAAAGAUUUGGAAAGGGAUAGGUUGGUGCUCGACGCCCGUCCAGGGAACUCGCUCACAGAUCCGCCAUCCUACUGGUCGGCGACCAUGGCUUCCGCGAGCGUGCUGUUGCCGAUGAUCCUAAACCCCUCCGAGGAGUUGCGGAUAAGUUCUGCAGACCUGAAAGAUUAUUUUUAUCUGUUCCAGGUCACCGAUCAAAGGCUCACCAAGAACCUCCUGCAAGGAACUCUCACUACCCAGGAGUGUGAGGAGGUUUUUGGCCAUCCGUGCUCCGACUUUGCGGAGGAAGAUGGAACGGUGAGGGUUGCUCUAGCAACCUUAGCCAUGGGCGACAACGCCGCAGUGGAAUUCGCGCAGGGAUCGCACUUGGGGGUUCUGUACCGCAACGGGAUAGUCAGUCCUGAGGAACUCUUAGUUCCGAAUUUCCCUCCGCCGCGUGGGCUCCUCAGCAUAGGUGUGGUUCUCGACGACUUGGUCAUUCUCGAGCGUGUCGCCCGCAACUUUGGCAUGGCAGCUGAGAUGCGAAAAGCCGCGGGGGCUGAGCGCCUGGAAGGGGCGCACGCAUGCUAUGCUUCAGUGGGGUUGUUGGCCCACCCAGAGAAAGGCUACAGGGAUGCAGACGAAGCCACCUUUUGGGGAGUGAAGCUCAACGGAAAGAGCGGCCUUUUGAGGCCCUCACCGUCACGGCUCGGACCGCUCACGCUCAUCACUGCUCGAGUGGCCAGCCUAGGCAUCUGCACUAAGGCCCUGCUGCAGUCGUUGGUGGGUUCGUGGACUUCGGUCUUCCUGCUUAGGCGGCGAGCCCUGUCCCUGCUGCAGAUCUGCUUUGAGGCCCUUACUCGGACGGAGGACGAUGACAUCAUACGGCUGUCACCGGGCCUGCGUGAUGAGAUGUGGAGCUGGGUCCUGUUGGGCCCGGUCUGCGUCGCAGACCUGCGGGCGCAAGUUCUCGAAGCCGCCUUCGCAACGCAUGCCUCAGAUGACAUGAUUGCUGCGGUCCGCGCUGAUGUGCCCGCGGAGGUCGCAGCCGAGGUUUUUCAGCACAGCCUUCAGAAAGGCGCCUGGACCCGCCUGCUCUCAGGGCCGCAAGCCUGGUUUAGGGAGAAGGGCCUGCUCUGCGAAAGCCAAGAGCUCCCGGGCGAAGAGGCCUUCACUCCUCAUCCGCUCUGGCGGGUCCUUGCGAGAUCGCUCAACUACCAGAAAGUUUUUGCUUCAAGGGUGCGUGCCACGACUCACAUAAACUUGAAGGAGUUGCAUGCCUUUCUUCGUCUUGAGGAAAGGAUUGGCGACCGCAUGGUGAAUGUGAGGUUUGUGUGUGCCUUGGAUUCGCAAGUGAGCCUCGGAGCCUUGACAAAAGAUUGGUGGAUCCCUUUGGCAAAAGGGGAUUCAGCAGCUUUUCUGCUUUGGAUGGAACGGCGGGAAGAGCUCGCGCCCGACCCAGCGAAGUUCCACCCAGGGGCUUUGAAGGAGAGGUUUAAGGCGAUUGGUCGCUUUGCUAGCAGCCCGGCCCCUAGCCCAGCAGAGCGUCUGCGCCAACAGCCGAAGCACGGCCUUCGGCAGAAGUUUUCCAAACUGGCUUGUCGUCUGGGCUGCCUUGACGAUCGCCUGCUGCGUGACCUGCCUGAGUUUGAAGGAAAUCAGCGGGGAUUGUUGGAAGCCUUUCCUAGGCGUUGGUUCUGGCCGCCCCGCGGACGGCUUGACUUCGGACUGAAGGGAGGCCUUCACCUGGAGGCGCGCCACUCGGGAGUCGCAAGGAGACUUGUGCGAGGUGGACUGCCCUGGGUCCUCUCAGUGCCGCGUGCAACCGACGAGCGGGGACUAGCCGAGGACCUAAAGCAAGCCUGCAAAGCCGCCAUUGGUGCGGGGCGAUUCGAUGUCUGCAUCGCCUCCCCUGCCGUAGGCUCUCUUUCCGUUGCCUGCGCUCCUCAAUGCCGUACUGCUAGUGAGCCCGAAGGAAUAAAGAGCCUGUCCCGAAGGUGCAAGGAGCGAGUCGACCGAGACAACGAGAAGGUAUGGAAGCCCAUGGAGGAAAAGGUUUCGCGUUGGCACCAACACCUGCGUUGGGGGCCAGAGGUCUUUUUGCCGUUGCUCCUCCGGGCAUGUGCGUUUGCGCGGGAGGGUCAGUCCGCGAGGGCCUUCCUGGACGCGAGCAGCAGGGGAAAUGCCUGCAGCCUUGACCGAGGAACUCUGCGAUUCGGUGUUGUGCAUGUGGAGGCGCAACGGCCUUCCAUUGAGCGCUGCCUUAGCGCGCCAGUCGCAUGCGAAGAUAGGGCUUGGUCCUCCUUCCUCCUCUGGCUCUCCUCUCGCGUCUCCUUUUGUCCGUCUGAAGUCUUUAGCCGCGCCCCCGCUCUGCUAGCCAUGGCACUGCGUUCUUACGGGAACUGGCUGUACAAGACUGGAGGGACGCUCCACGAGCUCCGACACACCAUCCUGGCAGCUCAGCGCGAGUACAUGAAUCUCAAACCGCUGAGCAGCAUUGUCUGGGAACUUGUGAGUCGUUGGGAAUAUCUGGAGCCGCCAGUGCAUCGGGUGCCUUUACCCGAGCCUAUCCUGAAAGCCAUGGAUCUGUGGGAGCAGAGUGGCAGUGUGUACCUACGCCUUGGGGCCUCCAAGACCUCCACGCGGGGACGCGCUCGGGUGCAGCACAUCAAGAUAUCGGACCCGGCGGCGAUUCAGCUGAUUGGGGGUGCUUUCAAGAACUACGAGCCUGGUGAAAAGCUCUUCGCGAAGACGCCCUCAGCCUACCGCUACCGCUGGAACCGCCUGCUUGGUGUGCUGUCGGUUGACCCGGCACUGCGUCUGACGCCUGGAGGCCUAAGAGGUGGUGGUGCAGUUUGGUGCUACAGACGUGGAGAGGCCAUCGCCGACAUCCAGUGGAAAAUGCGGCUCAAGCAUCAAGGAACCCUGGAGUACUACUUACAGGAAGUGGGAGCCAUUUCGGCUCUCAAUGCUCUGGGGGACACAGCGGAACGCAAGAUCAGGGCUGCAGCCGCUACUUUUGGCUGCCUUUGCCCCGCAAACCAGUGA